Messenger RNA from Mastomys coucha (southern multimammate mouse), 2057 nucleotides. RefSeq names its product syntrophin gamma 2 (gene Sntg2). Gene Ontology annotation, molecular function: structural molecule activity; protein binding. The coding region runs from base 86 to 1705 and encodes 539 amino acids. Gene Ontology annotation, cellular component: dystrophin-associated glycoprotein complex; intracellular anatomical structure. The transcript has 17 exons. The record is from RefSeq and is a predicted model, not a curated record. Lineage: Eukaryota; Metazoa; Chordata; Mammalia; Rodentia; Muridae.
GACCACAGAGGGGCGCGGGCGCCGUGCUGGCGCUGGACUUAGGAGCUCCGGAGCCCGAAGCGCACGCCUGGCCGCGUGGGCGGCGAUGAACGCCGAGGGAUCACAGUCCCUGGCCGCCCCCCGCGGGCGUCCUAGUCACCUACUGGUGCCCGCGCGGACCAAAACUGCUCUGGCCUUGUUGUAUGAUGAGGGGUUGGAAAAUGCCUAUGACGUCCGCCUGAAGCUGACCAAAGAGGUGCUGACUAUUCAAAAGCAAGAUGUCGUCUGCAUCGGGGGAGCUCCUCCUGGUGCUAAUCACAGAACUGUUACACUUCACAGACAACCUGUGGGUGGCCUGGGCCUAAGUAUCAAGGGAGGAGCAGAGCAUGGAGUCCCUGUCGUCAUAUCCAAAAUAUUCAAAGACCAAGCAGCUGACCAGACAGAGAUGUUGUUCAUAGGAGAUGCUGUACUACAGGUUAAUGGCAUUAAUGUAGAAAAUGCAACCCAUGAAGAAGUGGUGCAUCUUCUGAGAAACGCUGGCGAUGAUGUCACCAUCACUGUUGAGUAUCUCAGGGAAGCACCCUCAUUUCUGAAGCUGCCGUUAGGGUCCCCAGGGCCAUCCAGUGACCACAGCAGCAGGGCCUCAUCGCCUCUAUUUGACAGUGGUCUGCACCUGAAUGGCCACUGCAGCCACACAGCUCCAUCAUCACCUUCCUCACCCAUAGCUAAUGAACCAAAGUAUGAGAAGCGUUGGCUAGAUACCUUGUCAGUCCCUCUGUCUAUGGCUCGGAUUUCAAGAUACAAAGCUGGAAUGGAAAAGCUCAGGUCCAGUGCGUUGGAGGUGCUGGCCCUGGACGGAGCCAGCACAGGAGUCCUUCAAUUCUCCACUGCCCAGGACUGUGCUGACUGGCUGCGUGCAAUCUCAACCAACAUCAAUGACCUGACGCUUCAACAUAUGAAAAUGGCAAAUAAAUGCUGUUCUCCCUGUGACCAGGUGGUGCACAUGGGAUGGGUAAAUGAGAGGCUCCAAGGAGCUGACAACUCUCAGAACUUCAGAUCCAAGUUCUUAGCCCUGAGGGGUUCGUCAUGCUACAUUUUCAGCGCUCCUCCGGUAAGCACACUGGAUUGGGGACGAGCAGAACGUGCCUAUAACCUCUGUGAGGUGCUGUUUAAAGUUCACAAGUUCUGGCUUUCAGAUAACUACUGGCUACAGGCAAACCUGUAUCUUGGUCUCCAAGAUCUCGACUGUGAAGACCCCAGGUCAUACUGCUUCAGUGUCCUGGCCAGCCACGGGAAGAGCCACAUCUUCAGUGUGGAGCUGGGCAGUGAGCUGGCCGUGUGGGAAAAGGCAUUCCAAAGAGCAACUUUCAUGGAAGUUCAGAGAACCGGGUCAAAAACCUAUCUGUGCAGCUGGCAAGGCGAAAUGCUGUGCUUCACGGUGGAUUUUGCUCUGGGAUUCACCUGCUUUGACGGUAAAACAAAGAAUGUACUCUGGAGAUUCAAGUUCUCUCAGCUUAAGGGAUCUUCAGAUGACGGGAAAACUCGAGUAAAGCUGCUGUUUCAGAAUCUGGACACCAAGCAAAUUGAAACGAAGGAGCUGGAGUUCCAGGAUUUGACAGCGGUCCUCCACUGCAUCCACUCUUUUAUUGCCGCCAAGGUGGCCUCCCUGGACCCCGUGUUCAUGGACAGCCAGAGUAUGGCAAGAAGAUACAUGUGCAGCAGCUAAAACAAGUCUGAAGAGUGCUGCAAGCAAUUAAAUUAUUUUCUUAAGAAACAAAUCUUUUCUGCACAAUGUUGCAACUUUGUGUGGUUUUAUAAUGAGCCUAUAGUUGUGAUACCAAUAAAGACAUCACUAGUUUCACAGAUGGGUCAGACUGUUGAAUCUGACAAUGGGGUAUCAAUCUGACCUGGCACAGAGGUAGUAGGAACUCAGGGUCCUCCGAAAUCAUCCCAUUCCAGCCUGUCUCAAACAGCCGGUGAUGUAACGCCACAAUCUACUGCUUGCAUUCAUGAAAUCCAAAUUUUAUUUUUGCAAAUUACCAGGUAGGAGAGUGAGAAGCCACUAUUUACUCUUUCUU